This is a messenger RNA of Leptosomus discolor (cuckoo roller), 566 nucleotides long. The record is from RefSeq and is a predicted model, not a curated record. Lineage: Eukaryota; Metazoa; Chordata; Aves; Leptosomiformes; Leptosomidae.
UUUGGAGUCGUGGAGAAUUCACAGUCUUUCUACAAUGGGAGAAAGGACAGAUUGUACGAAAUCACAUAGUUCAUUGGCUGAAUACAGCCCCGUCAGUAAAUCAGACAGGACAGAUGCAAGUGACAGCUGUGAAACGCAGGAUGGAAACCAAAAUACAAUGCAACUGAAGAAAGAAAUAUCUUUGAUAAAUGGGAUAAGCCUUAUAGUAGGCAACAUGAUUGGUUCAGGUAUCUUUGUCUCUCCCAAAGGAGUUCUCAUCUACAGCAAAUCUUAUGGAUUAUCUCUAGUAAUUUGGGCAAUCGGAGGGAUUUUUUCAGUCUUUGGAGCACUCUGCUAUGCUGAACUUGGAACCACUAUUACAAAGUCAGGAGCCAGCUACGCAUAUAUUUUAGAGUCUUUUGGGAGCUUCAUUGCUUUUAUUCGUUUGUGGACCUCACUCUUAAUUGUUGAGCCAACUAGCCAGGCAAUUAUUGCCAUCACCUUUGCUAACUACAUAGUUCAACCUUUCUUCCCUUCUUGUGAUCCUCCGUAUUUGGCUUGCCGUUUCAUAGCAGCUGCUUGUGAAU